AAUUUGCAUCUGGAGGGUUGCAGGAUUGGCAUAGGUGCCGCAUAUACUUGUAAGGGGUUGUAUGACAAAGAGCAAUACUUCGAGAAAAAUUCUGUGAGAAGGUGAUGGAUGUGGCAGGGCAUGCGGAAUGUGGGUGCUCGGAGAGGGGAGCAUUACUAGGUGAGGCUGGGUACUUGUGGUAUAAGGCCUUGGGCAUGAACAGAGGAGGUUGUGGGGUUUCCAUUGAAGAUCAAAGGAAAUUUAUCGACCUCACCGAUCCAAAUCUUGAGGGUGCAGACGUGAAUGACGAUUCGUCCUCUUUGCAUGCCCCGUCCCUUCCACCCUCAUCGUCAGAGGCUGAAGAUGACGACUUUGAUAUCGAUGCUGUUGUUAGAGAAGAGGAGAAACACCUCGCUGCAUUUAGAGCACAACAUUCGGUUUCGCCUGAACCUCCCGCACCAAAAGCCAAAUACAAAGUUUUGCCACCUGAAGUUGCAGAUGGGAUGGACAUCGACGAAGAGGCGAUGUGGAAUGACCUCGAAAUAUUUGAUGACUCAAUCCCCAACCCUUCUCCACCUCCGGAGAGUAGUAAAUCGAGCAUCGUAGUCGAUAACCAGGAUGAAGAGAUAUGGGAUAUGGUGCGGGAAUUGGAGAGAGAAGAGCUGAGAAGAGUACACAGCAUCGAAACAACUUCCUGUGUCAUCUGUUUUGAGUAUGCCUUCGGCAGAGAACGCUAA
This is a messenger RNA of Suillus fuscotomentosus, 716 nucleotides long. RefSeq lists its product as uncharacterized. The coding region runs from base 105 to 716 and encodes 203 amino acids. The record is from RefSeq and is a predicted model, not a curated record. NCBI's taxonomy places the organism in Eukaryota, Fungi, Basidiomycota, Agaricomycetes, Boletales, Suillaceae. The transcript has 2 exons.